Molecule: messenger RNA, 2643 nt
Organism: Setaria italica (foxtail millet)
Lineage: Eukaryota; Viridiplantae; Streptophyta; Magnoliopsida; Poales; Poaceae
Product: probable L-type lectin-domain containing receptor kinase S.5
Exons: 2
Coding region: 121-2376 (751 amino acids)
Biological process (GO): protein phosphorylation
Cellular component (GO): plasma membrane
Molecular function (GO): carbohydrate binding; protein kinase activity; ATP binding
Source: RefSeq, a predicted model, not a curated record
CCACCACGGUGGAUUCCCCCUUCAGGCGCUCGCCUUUUGGUUCGGGUCCUUUUCUCCCCGGCACUUUGUCUCCGGCAUCCGCCGCCCGUGUGGCCGUGUCCCGUCCGGCGCGUGCGCGACAUGGUGCCUGCAUGCGGCGGCGACGGGCGUGGUCGCUCUCCUCUGUCACCUCUGUUGGGUUGCCUUGUCUUCUUGCUGUUGAUCUUCGCCGUCUGCGGCGCGGAGGCGCAGCUGCAGCCGCUGCCGGCGCUGGAGGUGGCGAGCUACAACUACACCUCGUUCGAUGAGGGCAACUCGCGGGAGUUGGCGGAGCUGGUGUACAGCAGGGAGGCCCGCAUCUCCCAGGGCGCGCUCCAGGUCACCCCGGACACCGCCAACCUCGUUGUCCGCGAUGAGAUCUUGGCCAACAAGUCCGGCUCCGUCCUCCUCCGCCGGCGCUUCACGCUGUGGCGCCGCGUCGACGGCGACAAAGGCGGCCAGCCCGCCGCCACCGCGGUGCCUCCGCAGCCGCGUGGUGGCACCGGCAACGCCAACGGCACGGCCCCGCGCGUCCAGGUCGUGUCGUUCAACACCACCUUCUCCAUCAACGUGUUCCAGCUCACCGCCCAGCGCCCCGGCGAGGGGCUCACCUUCGUGAUCGCGCCCUCCCGCGACGACCCGCCCCCCGGCAGCCACGGCGGCUACCUCGGCCUCACCAACGCGACGCUCCAGAAAGCCGGCCCGGCCGCGAACCGGUUCGUGGCCGUCGAGCUCGACACGUUCAAGCAGGUCCACGACCCCGACGACAACCACGUCGGCCUCGACGUCGGCUCCGUCGUGUCCAGCAAGACGGCGAGCCUCAACGACCUCAGGAUCGCCACGAACGUGACCACCGCCACCAACUACACGGUCUGGAUCCAGUACGACGGCGUGGCGCGGCACAUCUCGGUGUUCUUCAACGUCAGGGGCAGGCCGAAGCCGUCGUCCCCUGUCCUCGAGUCGCCGCUGGACCUCAGCGAGCACGUCCCGGAGACGGCGUACCUCGGCUUCUCGGCGUCCACCGGCACCAGCUUCCAGCUCAACUGCAUCCUCGACUGGAGCCUGUCGAUCGAGGUCAUCCCCGACAAGAAGAGCAACACGUGGCUGAUCGUCGUCGCCGUCGUCGUGCCCGUCAGCCUCGCCGCCGUCGCCGUCGCCGCCUUCUUCCUGACCAAGAGGCUGCGGGCGAGGCGGUCCAUGGAGAGGCGGCAGGAGCGUCUGGGGCACGAGCUGAACAACCUCCCCGGGAUGCCCAGGGUGUUCGAGUACGACAAGCUCAGGAAGGCCACCAGGAACUUCGACGAGCGGCUGCAGCUGGGGAAAGGCGGGUACGGCAUGGUGUACAAGGGGGUGGUCCCCGCCGACGACGGCCGGCCGGAGGCGACGAUGGAGGUCGCCGUGAAGAGGUUCAUCCGGGGCGACAGCAGGGGCGUCAGUGACUUCCUCGCCGAGGUCCAGAUCAUCAACCGGCUGCGACACAAGAACAUCGUCCCUCUCAUUGGUUGGUGCUACAAGAAAGGUCAGUUGCUGCUGGUGUACGAGUACAUGCCCAACGGCAGCCUGGACCAGCACCUGUUCCGGCGGGGCGUGCACGAGCAGCGGCCCGCGCUGAGCUGGGAGAGCCGCUACGCCAUCGUCCGCGACGUCGCGGCGGGGCUCCACUACGUCCACCACGAGCACACCCACAUGGUGCUCCACCGCGACAUCAAGGCCAGCAACGUCCUCCUCGACGCCUCCUUCCGCGCCCGCCUCGGCGACUUCGGCCUGGCGCGCGUCCUCGAGCACGACCGCAACUCCUUCACCGACCUCAACGUCGCCGGCACGCGCGGCUUCAUCGCGCCCGAGUACUCCGUCGGCCACAAGGCCUCCCGGCAGACGGACGUGUUCGCCUUCGGCGCGCUGGUGCUGGAGGUGGUGACGGGGCAGUACGCGCUGCGCACCCAGGACCUGAGGUGCCCGCUGCUGACGGACUGGGUGUGGCAGAUGCACGGGCGCGGCGCGCUGCUGGGGGCGGUGGACCAAGGCCUCGGCACCGCCGGGUUCGACCACGACGAGGCCGGGCGGCUGCUGCAGCUGGCGCUGGCGUGCAGCAGCCCGAACCCCGGGGACCGGCCGACCAUGCCGGAGGUGCUGCAGGUGCUGAACAAGGCCUCGCCGCCACCGGAGGUGCCGCCGUUCAAGCCGCAGUUCGUGUGGCCGCCGGAGGGGGGAGCGCACUUCGACCUCGGCGACAUCGAGUUGUCUGUGACGACAAACAGGACGACCGGCAAUGGCGCGUCGUCGACGGCGAUGGCCACGCAGGACACGGCGCCCAACAGCAGCGAGGGUUACUUCCCCGUCCUCUCUUCCGGCCGCUGAUCGAGGGCUUGCACUGUGUGCAUAAACACCGUAAUCUUGGCCUCACGUAUAUGCAUUUGGCCAUGAAAUGUAAAUAUAGAUGUAUAUGUCGAAUUCGUAAGGGCACUUGGUAGGUACAUACAGGGGACCUUGAUCUCUGUUUCUGGCAGCAGAUCAAGGAUGAAGUUAGAGUGUGUUUUGGCUUGUCAGAAAUUUUAGAAUUGUACAGCCAGAGCUCUUCAAAAUAUAUCACUUGAAUAAUAAAGGGCUUUCAUUCAUCUUUGGUUA